Lagopus muta (rock ptarmigan) is the source of this 8752-nucleotide messenger RNA. RefSeq names its product ataxin 7 (gene ATXN7). The record is from RefSeq and is a predicted model, not a curated record. The transcript is spliced from 12 exons. Lineage: Eukaryota; Metazoa; Chordata; Aves; Galliformes; Phasianidae. The coding region runs from base 783 to 3413 and encodes 876 amino acids.
AGUUUUAGCCAAUUAGGCAUUAAUUUGCACUAAAACAAAGCCAACCGUGCCAAAAUUUAUGUGAACAGUAAGUUUGUAAGCAUUAAAUGAAAGGACUUUAAAAACUUGAGCUUGAGAUCAGGGAAGUUCCUGUUGUGGGAAAAGCUUCUGUGUAUCUUUCUAAUUUUUAUUAAAUCCCUCAUCAGCAAUACAGUAAUAGUCACUAAUGACUCUUACACAGGGGAUCAUUUUUAGCUAUCCACGUUCUGUGACAUGGUGGUAAAAAUGUCAGUGGCUGCGUACCGAGAGCUCCUGUUAUUGGAGUCGUGUUAUAUUCUAGAAGAAUCCUAUGCAGAAAAUACAGCGCUGUCGUUUUACCAGCUGGCCAUACAGACACCAAUUUCUGCUUGGAAAUCUGGUCAGAGGUUGGCGAUGUGAGCGCAGUAACUGGGCUGAAGAUUGAGAUUUAAACCAAUGCAUACCUUUCUGGUAAUGUCAGGCUGCCGUUUAAAGAGCUGUUCUGUGCAAAGAGGGCAUAACAGUUCCGUGCUUACCUUUCAAUUUUAAAUUCAUUGCAGAAAAUGUGUUUGUAAAGCUGAUAGAGUGCUUCGUAUUGGAUUUUAAAUAGAUGUAGUCGGAGUUAUGAAACUGAAAUAAGGUUUCAAAUGUCUUACUGCUGUACUCCUUGUUUUGUUUCAGAAUUAAUCAGAUACAAGUUAGAGAAAGCUUCCAGAAUCUGAACAGAUGAAGAUCAAUUGAUAAAUCAACCCAGUGAUUCGCCACAAUUUCAAGCAGCGGAAAGAAUGUCGGCGCGGGCCGCGGGUGACGUCAGAAGGGAGCAGCGCAGAGCGGCGGCGGCCAGGCAGCGGCAGCGGCGGCCCCGGCACGGCGAGGGAGGCGCAGGCGGAGGAGGCGGGAGCGGCGCCGGCCCCGCCGCCACCGCAGCGGCAAUGGCGGCCGUCGGGGAGCGCAGGUCCCUGCCCAGCCCCGAGGCGAUGCUGGGGCAGCCCUGGAGCCACUGGGUCGACGCCGCUAAACUUCACGGGAACGACGGAACUGCACUAGAAGAAAGUUUCAAGGAAUACGGGAAAAAUCGAGAAGCGAUGCGACUCUGCCGAGAAGAUAUGCCAAUAUUUGGUCUUUGCCCGGCUCAUGAUGAUUUCUAUUUGGUGAUGUGUAACCACUGUAAUCAGGUCGUAAAACCACAGGCAUUUCAAUCACAUUAUGAAAGAAGACACAGCUCCUCCAGCAAGCCGCCUUUGACUCCUCCCUCCUCUUCAGUAUUUUCCCUCAUUUCAUCUUUCCCUUCAAAAAACAAAGGUAGCGGCGGAAGUGGGAGCAAUCGUUCAUCCAGUGGAGGUACUAGUGCAUCAUCAUCAUCAUCAUCAAGUUCCAAGUUGUUGAAAUCACCCAAAGACAAGCUGCAGAUCAGCGGAAACAACAGGUUAAUGCAUCCGGUACAGCAUAGCAAAGUUCCCCAUGAUAAAAUUAUGACUCCAUCUGUCAAAGUGGAAAAGAUUCAUCCAAAGAUAGAUGGUGCCCAACUGAAAGCUGCUGUUGGUCCAACUUGUUCUACUACUGUGAGUUCCUCAAUAAAGACUGGCCUUAAUUGUCCCUCAAUACCAAAGCCACCCUUGCCUUCCCCUGGACAGAUACUGAAUGGUAAAGGUCUUCUCUCUGUGCCUCCAUUUUUGGAAAAGAAACCUGAAGAAAAUACAAAUAAUAGGAAAUUUUUACAUAAAAGAUUGUCAGAGAGAGAAUUUGAUCCUGAUAUAUACUGUGGUGUCAUUGAUGUGGAAACCAAGAAACCCUGUACUAGGUCUUUGACCUGCAAGACACAUUCCUUAACGCAGCGGAGGGCUGUACAGGGUCGAAGAAAACGAUUUGAUGUGUUGUUAGCUGAGCACAAAAGCAAAACCAGGGAAAAGGAACUUCUUCGACAUUCGGAUCAUCAUCAGCAGAUGCCCCCUCUCAGGGAACCACAUCCCUCACCUACUAAAACUUCCCAGGAGCUGCACCAAAAUUCUCAUGGAGUUACUCUUACAGAAUCAAAGCCUUUAUUACCUAAUAAACCCAAACCUCACCCCCCCAGUCUUCCAAGGGGCACAACACCUCCUGUCCUUCCCCUAAGUAGGCCUCCAGGCUGUCCAGCCCAGCACAGUGGAAAUGCCCCCAGCGAUUCUCCUUCAGUCCACGAGUCCCCUCACCCUCCCUUGCCUGCAGCUGAGCCAGCAUCUCGGUUAUCCAGUGAUGAGGGAGAAUGUGAUGAAAAAGAAGAGCCUGUUGAAAAACUGGAUUGUCAUUAUUCAGGUCAUCAUCCUCAACCAGCCGCUUUUUGCACAUUUGGUAGUCGGCAGAUUGGAAGAGGUUAUUACGUGUUUGAUAAGCGGUGGAACCAUAUUCGAUGUGCACUUAACUUCAUGGUGGAGAAGCAUCUUAAUUCGCAGAUGUGGAAGAAAAUUCCACCAGCAUCUAGUAGCACAGCAGCAGUUCGUGCACCGCACCGGACAAAUGCGAUACCUGCUUCACAGUAUGGGGUCAGCACGACGGGUUUCCUCCUCCCCACCACUGUUAUGUCCUCUCCAGCUCUGGUGUCUCCUUCCUGUACGUCUCUGAACAAUAAAUCGGUACCAUCACAUGGAACUACACUAAAUGCAAAUCCCGCUACCUUGGGUGCAGUGGAUCCUGUCUGCAGUAUGCAAUCAAGACAAGUGUCUUCGUCUCCUUCAACACCUACAGUGCUUUCCUCUGUACCUUCACCUAUGCCCAGCAAACCUCAGAAGUUGAAAUCCAGCAAAUCUUUUAAACCUAAGGAAUCUUCUGCUGGCAGUGGCACCUGUAACAGCACCGGCAGCGUCAGCAGCGGCGGCGGCUCAGGAAAGAAGCGUAAAAACAGUUCCGCACUGCUAGCACCUUCUCAUUCCACAGAGUCCUUUAGAAAAAACUGCGUGGUUAACUCUGGAAACUCUGGGACCUCCUAUCAUCCGUCGGUGACAUCUUCGUCCCACAGCGUUGGCCUCAAUUGUAUGACUAGCAAAGCUAACUCCGUUAGCCUCAAACAUGACCAAUCAGGGAGGGGUCCUCCUACUGGAAGCCCUGCAGAAUCAAUAAAAAGAAUGAGUGUGAUGAUGAACAGCAGCGAUUCCACUCUCUCCUUAGGGCCAUUUGUUCAUCAGUCCAGUGAGCUGACUGUGAACUCGCACAGCGGUUUUUCACAUUCGCAUCCUUCCCUAGACAAACUAAUAGGGAAGAAAAGAAAGUGCCCACCUGGUUCUAGCAGCAUAAACAGCAGCAGCAGCAGCAAGUCAAACAAAGUUGCCAAAUUGCCAUCGGUGAAUAACGUUCACGCAAAACACACUGGUGCAAUCCCAGGGACACAAGGACUGAUGAACAAUUCUCUUCUUCAUCAGGUAGGAACUUUUGUCUUGAAAUAAGCCAGUGCGAACGCGUCUCUCCGUGUGCUGAUAUUUAGAUGUGCUCUGUUAAUUACUGAUAACCAAUUUCAGACGCUUCAAGGAAAAGACAGUCCUCUUACUUGCUCGUUCUCUUUGAGUCUUUUUUUGUAGGACAUUUGUGCAGGAUUUUUACAAACGCUGUAGUAUGAAGUGUGAGUUUGUUUAUGUGUUUUUGAAGCCACCUUGAACACAGCAUCCCAGGCUCCCACAGAUGCUCUUCCUGUCAAUCGCUCUCAGAUGAAAUUCAAUUCUUGCAUUUAAAAACAAAUGAUAGUAAUUAUAAAAUCUUGCAGCCAGCCAUGGGACUGAACUGAAUGUCUCAGCCUAACUUCUUGUUCUCGUGUCAGUAAUAAACACUCUACGAAGUGGAACAUAAUGGUGCUGAUAACAGAACUGUGAUAAAAUAAGCUUAUUAUCCCAAGGUGUCACUGACUAACUUCUUAGUAUUAACGAGAUUAAAUUUUAUAAACAAGAUAGAUAAAAACCUCUGUAGUCUGUUAACAAACAUUGACUAUAAAAGAAGCAGAUCUCAUGGGUAUGUAAUUUUAAAAAAGAAAAAGUUAGUUUGGAGUUUUACUCUUUUGAACAGGUUGCACUGGACUAGAAUUGGGAAAGAAGUUUCUUCAUAAGUUAAAAUGAGCUUAAACUUCUUAAUGCUUCAGAUUGGCUUGAAGGAUCAUUUGGAGGGGUAAAAUAAUUUCAUACGCAAUUAAAAGUGUAGAGAAGAUGGAAUUUUAGAGGGCACAUUUGGAACUAGAUUUUUCCAGAUGAAAACUAAAGGCUCUUUUUGUUUCCUGUGGUACUAAAAGCCUGAGAUCUGAGCGUGCCAAGAGGUAGGAGGUCAGCGAGAUCUUUUUCAGAUCAGCUGCUGAAUUUAGAGUUUCAGCUGUGAAGAAGACUUUCACCACUUGUGUUUAAGAUAACAAACAAUCAUUUAUUUGACUGAACCUUAUUUUUGGGCUUAGCUAACAGUUGUUACUUCAACUGCAAUAAGAAAUAAAGGAAAAAUGCAAUUUGGAGGAAGGAAGUCAUGUCCAAAACCACUCUAACUUGAGAAAGCACUAGCUUGAGCAUUGUGAAGUUUCAGAUGAGCCAACUGCAUAUGAGUGGUGUGUCAGAUUAUGCCUGCUGAUUCUCCCCAGAAUAUGCUCUCAAUAUCCAGAAAAUGUAUUUUAGGAGCUCCUGCUAUAACAGCCUGGCUCACUCAUACUUCUCUCCCAUUUAUUUGCUCAAAAGCCAAAGGCACGUCCCUGAUAGCUGAAUAUACCAUGGUGAGAAAAGAACUGGACAGUUUUCACUACAAGCAAAACCUCCAUCUGGAAUUCUGGACUCCAAGAUGCCUUGAGUUUUCCCAGCUUCCCAUGGUCCUCAGGUGUGGAAAUCUACUGGACUGUCAUUCAAACAAGGAAUUUCCCUGAAGCCAUGUCUGUAGCAGUGAAAAUACUAGAAAUGGACACUGGAUGAAGUUCAGCCACAUAAUUGCUCUUAUCAGUGUUAACGGUGGUCUGGACUAGUUUGCUACAAACCUGUGAGAUUUACUUACAGGAGUACAUCAUCUUGCCACUAUUUGACAUAGAUUGGCUGGGCAAAGGAAUGUUUUCUGGGGGGGAAAUAAACAUGACUGUGGACUUAUUUUUAUACUGAUGGUGUCUUUUGUAGGUGAUAGCUGCCAGGUGGACACUGUCAGCAGAGGGGACCCCACAACAAGGGGCACAAAUGCGUGAGGCACAAUGGAAAGAAGCCCUCGAGAAGGGAAUAUGGCUUUAGUGUUUUUAUAGCAAUGUUCCUUUAAUGGAAUAUAAAAAUAGCACAAUUCAAACAAGCAGUCUGCGUUUUGCCCAGCCUUUUGCAAGUGAUUUGGGGUAAGAAGGUAUCAGGAGUUUAAAAACAAACGUUAAAACACCAAUAGGAACAGUAAACAGCAAAAACUUGUUUGAGGCCAUGGCUCAGAAAGCAAGUAUAAAAAUGUUGUGCUUGGGUGAUACAGAAAUUAUUUUUUAUUCUUUUGGAUAAGAUCUGAUUGCAGAAGAAGUUAAUUGUUUUUUAAGCAGUCCAAAAAUAUGAAGCAAAGGCAAAUAACCUCUAGAACUAUGUGCCCAAAGAACGUAUUUCUUGACCUUUACUGUAUGCCAUCAACCUUUGUUAUUUGUAAAAUAACAACCGUGUUGGUUAUGUUAGGCUGGCUUGGCCUUCCAGCCUGUAAAAAAAAAAAAAAAAUAGCCCUUUUAAAGUGAAGUAUUUAAACUAUUUAAAUAUUUUCUAAAAAAUAGUAAUAAUAAUAAUAAUAAAAGUCACUUAUUUUAUGCCUUCUUUGUAGAACUGAAGCGUUGAUGCUUUCAACCACUCAGAUUUUAUUUUAUUUCCCCAAAAGUGGGGAGCGGAUGACAGCUGAGUUCCACGUCAGGUGCAGCUGUGCGCAUUGCAGCCGUUGUGCUCCUGCCUGGCACUGUGAGUCGGGGGCUCUGCACGGUUCUGUGCACCCUCUCAGUCUGCAGGAAACGUUUUGUGUUGCUUCGGAACACCUCAGAAGUGAAUUCAAGGGCUCGUUGUAUUGGGGUUUGGUUCGUCGGGGUUCUUUUGUUAAGUUUUUAGGUAAAGUCUCAAAACGGACUGAACUUUUCUGAAGGGGUAAAGCCAAGGCAAGCAAAGUAUUGACCAAGAAGACAUUUUUCUGCCUUAAAGGGGCACCAGCUGUCGCUGAGAGCAGACAAUCUGAGCCUGUCACGUUGUUCCCGUUGCCCAGCCUUCCCCAUUUCGGUGGCAAGUUGUACAUCAGGGAAUCCAAAGCCACUACCAGUAGCAGUCGCUGAGUUGUUUACCUGACGAUGCUUUCAGUUUCACCUGAACUUGCUCCAGAACCGGUGUCGUACGGCAAAGCAAGCAGCCUCUAUGCAGACACUUGAGCUUCUGAAUGGAUACAAGAGAUCACUCUUAGAAAGCGACGCGUUAUGGACUCUUAUUAUGCAAACUUUAAUUUAGAAACAAACAAAAUCCCGCGCAACUUUUCAGGAACAGAAGGAUUCGUGAUUAAUAAGGCGCCCUACUGAAAGGAUUGUUGGAACUGUGAUGGGUUUAACGUGAAAGGAACCAAAGUAUUACGCCACAAAGAGAAAUCAAAAUGCAUCCUUCAGUCCCGCACGCGUGGAAUCAAAUCCAUGCUGCGAGGAAAUCUCUGGGGCAGAAAUGUCACUUUGGGACGGUCUCAGUCACAAGUGCGAUUCGACUCUUCUAAAUACAAAGGAGACAAUUUGGCAAGAACGGAAUCUUGUGAGUUUGCGACCAAGCUCACCCUGUUCAUAAGGUUCUGUUGAUCCGAAAGCAAAAUGCAAACUCGUGCUCCUCCGGCAGCACAGGAAGGGAGAGCAGAGACGGGCUGGAAGCUGCUGGAAGAGCGGGCUGCAGCACUGCGGGUCUGCGUGCCUGUGGGCAUGGAUGGAGCUGCCUCCAUGUCGUGUGUGAGAUGUCAGCUACAAGCAGAGCGUUGUUCCUGGAGCUUCUACUGUCCCCUGGUUCUGACUGUAAAUAACAAAGGAAGCUGAAAAUCAAUUUUCCUAGCAAAAAUGAAUUUGCAGUGGCUGGGUUGUUUCUAGACAGAUUUUGGUAUUAAUUUAAGAGAUACACUUUUUAUAGUCUUUCCGACUUCUCGUUAUGACUCCUGCAGUUUUCUUAACCUAAAAACAUUGCUGCAAUGAUGAACAAAGAAUUAUACAAGAAAAAGAAAAAACAUACUUUUGUAUCUUUAUUUUGGAAUUUCUUGUUCUAUUAUAAAUAUUGAAGUAUCCCUAUUUCAGAAGACGUAUUUUGUUAAUUGAUUGUACAUAUUUAAAUAUGUAUUUUUGCACAGGUCUUUUUUUCUGAUAUCCAGUUUUGGUACAAUUGAGAUCAUCUAGUAUUUAUUUAUUAAUUAAUUAAAAAAAAAAAGGCAAAAAAAAAAAAAAGAAGAAAAAGCAAAUACCUUUUCUGUUAUAUAUAUAUAUAUAUAUGUGUGUGUGUAUAUAUAUAUAUAAUUUGAAGUGGUUCACUGCCAAGCCAAUAGCAACAUGCCUACUUUGCAACUCAAGGGGUGCCUCCACGUGCCUGGAGCCACAUCCCUGCCACGUCCCUCGCUCCGGCGUUGCUUCUCGGUUGCCUGACUCCAGAGGACUCCGUUUAGUGACACACUGCUUUCCUUGCUUCGCGUUGGUGUGUGCGUCCGUGUGGGUCUCACGUGGUUUCAAACUAAAGGAAAAACUGAAAGUGCCUGAUAUAACUCGAUCUGAGCUCGGACUGCUGAGACAGCUUCUCCUUAAAUGACUUGAAUGUUCAGUUGAAAUCUCGGAGCUUGCUUUUUCCACCUAUAUAUAAUAGAUGUGUGUGUGUAUAUGUGUGUGUACAUAUAUAUACAUACACGUUUAUAUAUAUAUAUAUUUUCUGAAGUUGUUGAGAUGGAUUGAUGGCAGAAAAGCAAACAGUGCUGGUGACUUUUGUGCGAUGUUUCCAUUGGAGUACCUUGUGCUGGAACAAUCCCAUUAGUAGUGCAGAGCGGGAGUAGCGCCAAGAGUUCGGAGCGUGGGCUUCCUUUAACCAGCAGUGGAUUGAGCUGUGUCGUUUGGGGCAGGAAGGGGAUGGGGGAUUAUUCAUCCAUAAGUGAAACAACUUAGGAAAUGUUCCCAAAAGUCCAUAUUCCGGGAAAGGAAAACAAAAACCCAGUAAGUACCUCUCGACACCACUCAGAAAUAAAGAUGUGAUUUCCAAAUGACAUUUCUAAGGCAGUUUGUCUUCCUGUAAGAGUUCUCUUGCCAAGGAAUCUCUCUUAUCUCUCACUCAUUCUGUCCCGGAGGAGGGAAUUGGGCUUGGAAAGAUUCUUCACGUUUCGCUGUUGAGCAGAAAAUAAUCAUUUUUACAUUUUGUGCGAGAUAUUUUACGUUUUAAAGAUGAUAAUUUGAAAAAUGAGCACUACGUAAUGUCAGUGUGAAUGUAGGCCUUGAAAGCGUCUUGCUCGGUGUUGAGCCUGGUUCUAAAAGCAAUCUCCUGUGUACAAUGUGUGAAUAGUUUGAUAAUUUGUAUACAUAAUCAAGAGCAUCUGAUCAGCUGAACUCCGUGUUGGCUGCUGUAUAGUACAUGAACAAAUGUCAUGGGAUAGAAAAAUUACUUUGGAUAUUUAAAAGAAAAAUAAAUAUAUAGUCUAUUUGUUUUGUAACAAGUUUCUGUAAAUAAAAUAAUUUAUACUAUUUAUAAGAAAAAGUUGUGCUUUGCUUCAUGACAAAGAUUAGUUUGUUGAACAAACAUGUUACUAAACAAGGCAAUAAAAUUAGGACUUUUCAAUAAAUGAGGUUGGU